AUGGAUUUUGUGCUUAGAAUUGUUUUCCCUUUGUUUGUUCUCUCCUUUGGGCAGUUCUUAAGUGUUAGUAACGGACAGGAAGAGAGGUUUCCUAUAGGCAUGAUUACAGUUAGUAAUGGACAGAGAUGGGGCUCAUGGGCAUAUCGAAAAGAUUUUUGUCCCUACAGAACCUUUGCUUCAGGCUUUAGUCUCAAAGUUGAACGACUAGUAGGCGAUGGGGAUAAUACAGCCCUAAAUGGAAUUGCCCUCCGCUGCACUGUACUUGAAGCAGAAAAUAAGUUAUAUUCUACAGUGAAAUCUGAUGUAGGGAGCUGGGGGGUGUGGACACAGGACAUUUGGUGCAAAAACGGAGUGCUAAGUGCAUUUCAGUUACGCGUGGAAAAUUUUCAAGAAAAUGAUGAUGAUACCGCUGUCAACAACAUAAGGUUCUUAUGCACGUCAGGAGAAAUACUGACUGGCAAUGGCAUGUCCUGGGGAGAAUGGGGUAAAUGGAGUCCUUCGUGUAAUGGGGCAGGGAUUUGCGGAAUCCAAACGAGAGUUGAGCCCAUGCAGUUUACAGGAGAUGACACUGCUCUUAAUGAUGUCCGCUUCUAUUGCUGCAACUAA
This is a messenger RNA of Clarias gariepinus (North African catfish), 606 nucleotides long. Its product is annotated as vitelline membrane outer layer protein 1-like. The transcript is spliced from 4 exons. The record is from RefSeq and is a predicted model, not a curated record. NCBI's taxonomy places the organism in Eukaryota, Metazoa, Chordata, Actinopteri, Siluriformes, Clariidae. The coding region runs from base 1 to 606 and encodes 201 amino acids.